Callorhinus ursinus (northern fur seal) is the source of this 3712-nucleotide messenger RNA. RefSeq names its product LYR motif containing 9 (gene LYRM9). The record is from RefSeq and is a predicted model, not a curated record. Lineage: Eukaryota; Metazoa; Chordata; Mammalia; Carnivora; Otariidae.
AGGGGGUUUUCAGAGGUAGAAUUUGUUAGGAUUUAGAGACAGUGGCGUGGGAUUGAGGCAGGAAGAGGAGUCUAGGUUGGCUCAGUGAUGGUUUUGGUUUGGUUGCCUGAGAAGACAGAGGUGCCUUCACCGAGGCAGGGAGCCCAGGAGAGGCUAAGGUCAAGUGCAAAGAGCAGGAUAUACCAAGCAAUGGUUAGGGGCUGCAGAAUUUGACUACAGUUUUAGCAAUGAUACCGUGAAGUGCAUUGCCCCUUGAUAGCAGACCCACACUUUAAAUUAAAACAUUUUUAGUUUAACUCUUCUGAGUGGACCCACACAUAUAUUCUCUGCUACUUAUUACUGAGAAUGACUAAGUAUUAUAAUUGAGCUGAAAAUAAUCUCCCGCCCAUGCUUGCUGGGUUGGUUUCUAAGUAUUGCUUGGGUUUUUAUCUACUGAAACAAAGUUGCGCUCUUUCCAAAUGUUAAUUCUGAAGACUGCAGAUGGUAACCAUCUGUUACACGACUAGCAUUUUACAAUAUUUGAUUAGCACUUUAUAUAGUUUGGGGAAGCCUGCCAGUGGAGCCUGCCCAUCAGGUGGGGACUUCGGUGGUAUGUCCGCUGUGGUGGCCCUUGAAGGUCUGUCUUUGCCCCCAUUGUAUGGGGUUCCCCUGUUUUUUGGGGGGGCUUUAGCACAGCUGGUCAGACUGGCAGGUUGAUAAUUCGUGGCAGGAGAACCAUAGGGGCCUUGCCCUGUUUGCACUCUUUCUUAGAGCUGGAACCAUCGGACCUCAUCGUGGAAGCAGAAUUUGGGAGGUCAAGAUCUGUCCAUCAGUUAGGACUCUGGGUUGCAAGUGACAAAACAAACCCAAACCCCUUUUGCUUUGGCAAAGGGCAUUAAUUGAAUCAGGUCAUUAAAAAGUCUAGCGGUGGGACUGCCUUCAGGUGGAUGGUUGUAGGAUUCAAACGAAUUCUUCAGACUUGGUUCCUCCCACACUUUCAGCUCUGCCUGCUGCUGUGUGGCUUCAGGCUCAGGCUUCCAGAGGAAGCAAGAUGGCGCCCUUGAGAGAAGAGCAAAUCCCCUCAGCAGCAAGUGUAGAGGGAAAGAACGGAGGCUUUCCCGGUCACCUCUGCAGAGGUGGUAGGCUGUGUUCUGAUUGGGCCAGCUUCCAUCACAUGCCCAUCUGUGGCCCAAUCCCUGCGACCACGUGGAUGCAGUGCUCUGAUUGGUCAGACCUGGCGUGGAGCCCCACCCUGACCUGUGGGCGGAGGCCUGGGGAGGGGCGGAUCGCCAGUCACGCAUCCGGGACCCUUAGCGGAAGGGAGGAGGGUUGGGGGGCAGACGGCCACCUGCCUGCCCUGGUGUCGUGGCGGGAGCCCAGAGUACCAGGAGGCGUUGGCAAACUUAGCGGUGGAGACAGGCGGUUAUUGUUGCCAGGAAGAUAAUAUGCUGGAAAUGGAAUGAAGGAGCCUCUGAAACGGGCUACUUAAUGAAUUUCCUUUCUUAGUUUAAGAACCUCUGAUUUAGUAAUCUGGGUCUCUUUUUUUUUGAGGGGGAGGGAGUGUCUUUCUUCUUUUUAUGUUACUUUAAAACUAAGGCCAGUCACAAUCUUGGCCUUUUAGCUCCUUCGUUUGGAACAUUGUGAGCUGCUCUUUCAGAGAGGGGAGAUGUGUACAGAGCAGAUAACAGAUACCAUUCAGUCCAGUUCAACAAACAGGGCACGAAGCCCCGGGGCCUGGGCCAGCCUCCACAGGCCUGGCAGCAGAUGAAUCCUCAGCAGUGUGGGAAGCACUGUAACAGCUCCAAAACAGGGCACUGCAGCCCCUCAGGCCGGGACAGUCAGGAAGGGCUUCCCAGAGGAAGUGACACGGAGCUGGACCUGGAGGGAUGACCAUGAGUUCCUCCCAUGGCAGAGAAGAGGAGGGGAGCUUGAUGCCGAAGGGGCUGCUUGUGCCAAGGGACCAAGAGGGACAGAGGGUCUCACAGAUGGCCCCGCUCCCAGGGGCAGAGCGGGUCCAGAGGCCGCUGCAGCUCUACCGAUACCUGCUGCGCUGUUGCCGGCAGCUGCCAGCCAAGGGCAUCCAGGAGCAUUACAAACAUGCUGUCAGGCAGAGUUUCCGGGUUCAUUCAGAUGAAGACAAUCCUGAGAGAAUCCAGCAGAUUAUUAAAAGAGCCAUUGAAGAUGCAGACUGGAUCAUGAACAAAUAUAAGAAACAAAACUGAGAUGCUGGAGCCUAGAGAACCAAGCUGUCCUGAAGAUAUUGAAGUUGAGAGACCUCGCUUCUUCUGGAAGUUAGCAGCGGCAGCCGUUUUGGAAUAUCCAUCGGCCUUAUUGGCUGAGAGCAGGAAAUCGGGGGUAGGAGAAGCUGACGUCUGCUCAGCUGGCUCUUCUUGCCACGUGUGUGUCCCAGCAUCCUUUAUGUUUGCUUUUCUGGCCAUUGCCACGGGAGUUUGGGGGAGAAUAUAUUUUGUCACUUUGCUCCGAAGGUGCUGCAUGUAUUCUGGAUGUUGUCCUUUGAGACCCAGAGUGGGCAUCCCCUUGGGCUGUCCAGGGAGGACAGGGCAUGGGUUUUUGAACCGGUCAGGUCUGGAUUUGAAUCUCAGUUCUGCGGCUUUUCAAGGGUGUUGCUUUUGAGCUCAGCCUCCUCCUGUGUGAAGAUUAAGUAUAAGGAAGUCGAAGAGCUUCAGGUAGGACAUGAUAUGUGGUGGUGUGAGUAAAUGUUCCCCUGAGGAGCCCAUCCUCCACCGCUCCUUCCUCCCCGCCCGCAGUGCUCCACGUCUCUCUGGUACACUCCUCGUUGGGCCCGGGGGAUGUGUGGGCCUGCCCUGUCCUGCUUGUUGUCCCUGAACGCUCGCGGCCCCUCCGUGCCCAGCAGGCCCCCAAGCAGCCGCUCCUCCCGGCUGUCCUUCCGUGAAGUCCUGGUCCUCGCCUUCACGGAGUUUCUAGUGUCCCUGAAGUGGUGAAACGCACGCCGCAUGGAACAAGGAAGAAGGGCAGACCAGCUACAGCGGAUGCCGAAGUGUACAGGCCUCUGUGAACCUGCGAUCUGUCCUGCUGGCCCUUCCCCGCUUUGCCACUGUCUUGGAAGGAAGAAUGGAGGCAGGGCGGCAAGCAGGGAGGCGGGGAGCAAGCAUUCCUGUGGGGUAUGGUGAGCCUGAAACCCGUGGAGAGAGACUGGGUCACAUCCCAGUGCCAUAGAAGUCGCUCGUAGGGGAACUUACCUGGCCCAUGUCAGCCUUGGUUUCCCCACCUCCAGUGCAGUGAUGCCCCCACCUACCUGCCGGGCUGCAAUGAGGAGUACUGAGCUCUAACGCGUGCCAGGUGCUUCCUGCAGAAGCUGGCUCAGGGAGCCAGCUGCACUGCCGUGGCUGGUCACCACAGUUAGGGAGCCCUGCUUUGCAGACGGGGAGAUGGAAGCACAGACAGGUCGAACCCCUUUUCAAGGUCACCAAGCUGCUAAGCGAGGUCUGUGUGAAUCUACCAAACAGUACAGGGAAGGGAGAGCAGCAGAGAGAGGGAAAGCGUCCAGGAAGGACUCGGGGGGCUGGCCAGAGCAGGAGGGGCAGCCAGAAGUGGAGAAGCCACAUUGGACUUGUGUAUCCCCAAGGACUCCCAGCCAGAGGGAUGAGCCAGCAGCUUCAUGACCCUGCAAUGAAUUAUAGGACUUAAAGUGACUCCGGGACAUCUGUAUGGACUGAUCAGCAGGGAAUGAAGUAAAUACCAAUUUCUGAAA